Molecule: messenger RNA, 2001 nt
Organism: Jatropha curcas
Lineage: Eukaryota; Viridiplantae; Streptophyta; Magnoliopsida; Malpighiales; Euphorbiaceae
Product: Remorin family protein
Source: RefSeq, a predicted model, not a curated record
UCAACAUUUUAGCUCUUUUGACCAGACCAGAGUCGAAAGACUAAGAGACUAAAAGAGAAAAGACAAGGGAGCAAAUAUUCUUCCGCCGAGGCAGCGCUUAAGGCUCCUGAAAGCGAGAUGUGAUGAUUUUGCUCGCCUGGGUGUACAUAAAAGCGAAUACUGCAUAUAUUCAAAUGAUGAUGAGCAGCAAAUUUUAGUUGCUUCAAAUGGAUUACGAAAGGAUCGAAAAGCCUCUGGGUGGAGGAUUUUCCCCUGGAAAACUGAGAAAUAUGCUUCUUGGAGUGGAAAAGAAAAGAAGGGAAGAAGAAGAAGAAGAGGUGGAUUCUGCUUACAACUUGAGAUCUCAAUCAUCUCAUCUGGAUGAAGCUGGUGGUAACAGUUCUGAUAAUUGCAAAGAUGUAGAUGUUGUCACUGUACUGCCUGAAUGCUCCACUUCAACCACAGCUGACUCCGUGAGUUCUCAGAUGGUUGCUGACCGUAGAUCAAAGGAUCACUCUCUUGUCAAUCCAAGGAUUAGGUCUCAGGAAGACUCAUAUUUAGAUUAUGAUAGCAGACAUGAUUCUGUGAGUGUGUCUUCCACAUCUUUUGAAUUUCAGAAGGCAGAGCGUGGUACACAAAAAGUGCACCUGGCUCCAUUUUCGAAGCCAGCACCAUCCAAAUGGGAUGAUGCCCAGAAAUGGAUCGCUAGCCCCACUUCAAGCUGGCCAAAGGUUGGGCAGUCUCAGGUGCAAGGCGGACAAGGCGUUGGUUCACGAAAGAUGGGUAAUGUUGCUUAUAUAAGCAGACAAUCUUCCACUAAGGUUGUUGUUGAAGUUCCAGAACAAAAGUCAGUUGCAUUUGAAGAACCAGAUACAAAAAGGGUUGAUAACAGUCAAGCUAAGAAGGAAAUCGGGAUGCAGAAAUUUGUUAGUUGGGAGGCUGAUCCACACCCGAUUGUGGAUGCAUAUGGCAAGCCUGUCCUCAUGAUUGAGAAUUCUGUCGAGGAAUCAGCAAUUAACUUUAGCCAGCACGAUUCAUCUAUAGCCAUGCAUAGUGCUACUGCAUUUAUCCCACCUCCUUCAACAGCUAGGUCUGUGUCAAUGAGAGAUAUGGGUACAGAAAUGACUCCUAUUACUAGCCAAGAGCCUUCCAGGAACGGAACUCCAGUGAGGGCAACAACUCCAAUCCGCAGUCCAAGUUCUUCAAUGCCAUCAACUCCUGGUAGAGCUGCACCAGCUUCAUCUCCAACAAAUGCUCCUAAUGAUCAUCUCCAUCUGAACAAGGAGUUGUCUGAAAAGGAAUUGCAAAUGAAAACUAGGAGAGAAAUAAUGGCAUUGGGGACACAGCUAGGUAAAAUGAACAUUGCUGCCUGGGCUAGCAAGGAGGAGGAGGAUAAAGAUGCAUCCACUUCUCUGAAAACUGUUCCAGUAGAACGACCAAUUAAAAAUAUGAUUGAAACGCGUGCAGCAGCAUGGGAGGAGGCAGAGAAAGCUAAGUAUAUGGCCAGGUUCAAACGUGAAGAAAUGAAAAUUCAAGCAUGGGAAAAUCAUCAAAAAGCAAAAACUGAGGCUGAGAUGAGGAAAAUUGAGAUGGAAGUUGAAAGGAUGAGGGGGCGGGCCCAGGAUAGGCUUAUGAACAAACUAGCAGCAGCAAGGCACAAGGCAGAAGAGAAGCGAGCAGCAGCAGAAGACAAGAGAAAUAGGCAAGCUGCAAAAACCGAGCAGCAAGCGGAAUAUAUUCGCACAACUGGUCGUAUCCCUUCCUCAUUUUCCUUCUGUGGUUGGUGCUUUUGAAACCUGCAACACUUGAUAUGAGCAGGCUGGUUACCUUGGCAGAUUGUUUUGGUUUCUAACCUGUCGUAUGUAUCCUAAACCUAUCCCUUGACUGUAAAAGUCUUUUGUAAUUAUCUGUAUACAUGUGAGCUUAUUUGUUUUCAUACUUUUUGUAUUUUAAAUACCACUCACUAUAAAAUUUCAAGCCCACAUUCAAAUGAUUGUUGGAAAAUAGAUUUAAUUUGUCUAA